Molecule: messenger RNA, 2795 nt
Organism: Tuber aestivum (summer truffle)
Lineage: Eukaryota; Fungi; Ascomycota; Pezizomycetes; Pezizales; Tuberaceae
Source: the annotation of a GenBank genome assembly
AAUCUUUGGGGGCAACGACACGUUUCAAGGUUUCACUGUAGCUCGCACAGCUCAAAGCCCGGUGGAGGCGCAGCUUGGAGAGAGCAGAAGGCGAGGGAAAGUACCCAUACCGUAGCUUUACUGAAAGUUGUUCGCAUCUAUCAAAUGACUCACCGAAAAUAUCAGGACAGAUUCCUGCAACUGUCUUUAUAUACUGCUCGGGGACCGGUGACAAGGGAGGAGCCAGCCCAACCAUCAUGUCCAAGUUGACAUCGUACCUCCGAUCUCUGUAUGGUGCCCCGGGGCCGGUGGGCAGAUGCUUAAUUACUGGGCUAGAUGCCUCCGGGAAGACCGCACUACUCUACCGGAUGAAAUUGGGCGAGAAAGUGGUAACCAUUCCUACCAUCGGAUUCAAUUGUACGAGGGAACCGCCCCGAGUCCUGUACAAUACGCUAAUACUUCGUAGGUGAAGAUGUACCCCGGGGAGAAGAUAUCAUCACGUUCUGGGACAUCGGGGGUUGUGGCAAAAUAAGGCCUCUUAUACGCCAUUACAUGACUCCUGGUCAUUCCGUAAUAUUCCUCGUUAGCACCAGCGAAUGUGUCCGGGAUGCGGAAAGAUACAAGGACACCAUUGAUGAGCUCAAAGCUCAAGUGACAGAAUCAGUGCGAGUCGGUGUCGUUUUCAUCCUUGUGGCCUUCUCCAAGCAGGACUUGUUAACCGAAGCUGAGCACCACCAAGAAGCAGCUGUUAAACAGUACGUCAAGGAGACCAUGGAUGCCCUUCUUCCCAUGGGCGCCGCUAAGGGCCUGUUUUCAGUCAUGAGUACUGGCUUCAGCGCUGAUGAAGGCAAGGGGGUGGAUGAGCUGUUAGAUGCGCUAAUAGCAGGUGUUAAGCGGAAUAAUGUUGAUCCUGUUGCUCUUCCCGAGCUCGGGUGCCCCGUGGAGCCUGUCCAUAAACCUAUCCCGGAAGAUGUGAAAGACCCUUACGUUGGCUUCGCCCCGGAGAGGUUCUUUGAGAUGAUGGAGUCUGCAAGUUUGCAUGUAUGGGAUCAUCGAGCUCAUGUGCGCGGCGGGUUCUACGUGCUUAUGAAAUGUCUUGGGUCCGGCUUAGGUCUAUGGGAUGCCGUAGAGGAUUUCCUAAAUGUCCUAGAUAAAAUGUUGGCUACAGAUGCCGCGAGGGCUCAGGUUGAAGGGACUGAAAGGAAAUUCAGAAACACAGUUCACAGGUAGGAUUACAAUCUGAUAUCCGCAGACUACCGAGUUAACUCCGUGUGUAGAACCAUGACUACGUUCUAUCUCCACAGCAUAUACUUAUCCAUGCUCAAGUUCAUGGAGUUCCGUAACCCUCCUCGAAUCCCCGAGCACCCCGAUUUUGAGGCUUUCAUACGGACAAAUUCUCACCUCUUGAGCUCAUCCUUAUGGUCGACCUACUACUCUCGUGACCUCAUGUUUUCCCCACCCGCCAAAGAAUCCUGGCGCCUCCCAGACCUCAAACCGUUACCAACCUACUUCCGUCCGGGCGGCCAAAUCCCUCUUUUUCUCUCUUCGCCAACUCCAUCGGACCCGAACAAGCAUUACAAAAUCUUCGCUCUCGCAACCCUAAAGCGAACCAAAGCCACCAGAUCCCGUCGCGGAAAAGUGAUCGCUGACGCCCUUGAUGCCCUCAACCGCCACACAAUUCGUCAGAGGGUUCGAGAUCCAACUGUCAAGCCUUACUCCGCGACGAAGGCCUACUUUUACAUACAAAUAUUCCAUGCUGCCAUUGAGGGUUUAGGGACAAGCCUCGACAUCACUCAUCUUUCGUACGACGCGUUCGCUCUCGCAUUCCCGGAUCUUGUGCAAGGGGAUUUCUGGCGGGAAUAUUAUAAGGAGAAGGUAUGGGAAAGUGUUCAAGCCCGGGCUGAGUUUGUCCCCCCAACGGUCAAACCUUUACCGAACAUCAUUCCCCUCGUGGACAUCACGCCUGCUGCGGCAAGAGAAGCGCGCAAAAGAGCUACUGGAAAGGUGCUUGCAGACGACACAGAGCUUAUGUUAGCCGAACACUGGGCUUUCUCCGACAUGCAGGACCCGAGUCUGAUGCUACGUUCGCACGGAGGAAUGAUAUGGUGGUAUUUUUCAGCACUGUGGACUGCCAUACGUUCUCAAUCUUCCUCCCAUGCUCCCUCUUCCCCAUCCCCUAAUACGUCCGCCACUAUCCCUUCCACCCUCGGUGCUACCGCAAGACUCCUAGUAAAAGACGAGCUCCUGAAAGACGAUUCAACCCGGGGUGUCACGGAGAAAACGUUCUGGGUGCAAAUCAUGCUUCAGCGAAUGGCCGGGUUCGAAACCACUGCUGGAGAUGGUUCAUGGGAUAGAAAUACCUGCCUGGUUGAUGCGAGGAGGUUUUUGGCAGAGAAUCGGGUGGUCGCGGAUGAGGAUUUGUGGAUGGAGUAUUAUUCUGCCGAGAGCUGGUGGAGCGCGGAUGCUGCUUCUAUGUUCUUGCCCCCGGAUUUAAAGGAUUUGAGGGGGGUUGUUUCUGUCGGUGAUGGGGAUGGGGAUGGUAAGGGGCCAUGGGCCGGGGUGUAUAUUUCGUGAGCCAUGUAGCAUAAAUACCUAAUGUUCUCUUUUUAUGUGAGGCGUGUCGGUCGUGUCGACGGGGGUUGGCUAUGUAGAGUACAGAGCGCUCACCUAGGGCUUUCCUGGCACAGUUCACUCCAAAGUGUCAAUUCCGAGCCUGAAAUCAGGUUGGAUAGUUGGCCGCCGUACUCUAGCGGUGUCAUCUAGGGUCUCACUACUAAUUCGAGUGAUAUCUUAUGUUGAUAUAGGUCACACAUCGG